Messenger RNA from Anthostomella pinea, 489 nucleotides. NCBI's taxonomy places the organism in Eukaryota, Fungi, Ascomycota, Sordariomycetes, Xylariales, Xylariaceae. The record is from the annotation of a GenBank genome assembly.
AUGUCCAACCUCCUGGGUGCCCUGACGACAACAUUCACGCCGCCUUCAGAUUGCGCCGCCAAUGACUACUCGCCCAGUGUAAAACACUACUACAGCCCUGGGAUAUGCCCCUCGGGCUACAUAGCUGCUUGCACCAGCCUCAACUCCGUGGCUACGUUGACCGAGACUGUACAAUACAACUUUGACUGCGCGCCGAACUCCCUCGCCUGGCAGAGCACCCAAGCCUAUGGUGUUAACAUGGAUAACGGCCUCUACGCCUUCCCGAGCAUCAACCCCAUCAAUACCGACGGGCAGAUGCACAUCGUCUCUACUGCUAGGACUUCGGUGGGGAUCGGCGCCACCGGCAGGACAGGCAAGGCAACUCCCAGUAUGGCCUUGAUGAGUCAAUUGCUAAGACUCAUGGCGCUAGGUCACGCCAUCUCAAAACUCAGCCAUAUCAGCGACAACUUCCCAGACUUCGACAACCAGCACCGCCGUACCCUCAUAUGA